Periconia digitata is the source of this 3878-nucleotide messenger RNA. The record is from the annotation of a GenBank genome assembly. Lineage: Eukaryota; Fungi; Ascomycota; Dothideomycetes; Pleosporales; Periconiaceae.
CAUCUUCGUUCAAGUUUGGCAGCGGUUCACCGGUGGGGUUGCCAUCAAGUAAGCCCAUUUGGGUCUCUGCUUCCGUUUAACGACCCACUUGUGAAAUGCCUGCCGCGAGAGGCUUGUUGCAACGUUCAAAAUUUUCAAACUCUGGCGGGACCAUUGCUUCCAAACUCAAUUGACCAGACUUCUCCAGCCGUCAGCCGUUGAAGCUUGGUAUGCAGGCGCCCAGACGGACAUCGAGCACACCAUUCUAGCACCACCGGUAGUCAAUCGCUGGGAACUUGUCGUACUGCGUUGAUUAUAUAUGCAUUUCAAUUACCACAAUGGAAACAGUGAUCGAAUGUAUCAUCCAAAAGUGAAUGUGGCCAGGCAAUGUAGAUAAAAAACACCUGGAUGCACUAUUGAUUGCACCUACCUCCACUCCCCGCACGGGCCACUUUGCCGUCCCGCUCUUCCCUUUUGCGCCCUCACGCCAUGACAUCUCUGCUCUCACCUUCGCCUGCCAUUGCCUGUCCACCAACUUCCCUCCCCCAUCGCCAGCCCGGCAUUCUCUUGCGCGUGUGAUCCACGACACCGCAACCGCCCUCCGCUGUUCAGCUAUGGCUUCCGCCAUCAGCGCCGUUCGCUUGCCCGUCUCUCAUCCCAAUGCCCUGUUCACCAGCCGCCAGGCCCGCCUGAGCACCCUUCUCGUCUACCUCUUCCACUCCUGUAUCCCCGCCGUGAAGGCCUUCCCGCUGGUCAAGCGCACCGUCAAUGCCUUGGAGGAAGAUCUGCCAAAGUCACCCCAGGAUGCUUCGCUAUGGAUUUACCUCAGCGUCGCCAUGAUUCUCGUCUUGGCCGGAGGCGUGUUUGCGGGUUUGACAAUCGCGUUGAUGGGCCAAGACGAAAUCUAUCUCCAAGUAAUUGCCUCCUCCGGUGAAGGUUCCGAGCGAAAGAACGCCAAACGCGUCCUCCGGCUCUUGAAGAAGGGCAAACAUUGGGUUCUUGUCACACUGCUCUUGAGCAACGUCAUCACGAACGAGACAUUGCCCAUCGUUCUCGAUAGGUCACUUGGCGGUGGUUGGCCUGCUGUGCUGAGUUCCACAAUCCUCAUUGUCAUCUUUGGCGAAGUUGUUCCCCAGUCGAUAUGCGUUCGUUACGGCCUGCCUAUCGGUGCGUGGAUGUCACCCGUCGUUCUCGGCCUGAUGUACAUCAUGGCUCCGGUGGCUUGGCCAACCGCAAAGCUGCUGGACUAUCUUCUUGGUGAAGAUCACGGGACCACCUACAAGAAAGCCGGUCUGAAGACGCUUGUAACCCUGCACCAGACUAUGGGCCAUAAUCCCAACGAACGUUUGAACGAAGACGAGGUCACAAUCAUAUCUGCCGUGCUGGACCUCAAGGCCAAGCCCGUGGGCAACAUCAUGACACCCAUGGACGAUGUUUUCACCAUGUCGUCCGACACCGUUCUGGACGAGAAGAUGAUGGAGGUGAUCCUCUCAGCUGGCUAUUCGCGUAUCCCUAUUCAUACCCCUGACAACGAGGAUAACUUUGUCGGUAUGCUUUUGGUGAAGAUGCUCAUCACUUACGACCCCGAAGAUGCUCUGCGCGUCAGCGACUUCGCCUUGGCUACUCUCCCCGAAACCCGCCCAGAGACUAGCUGUCUGGACAUCAUCAACUUCUUCCAGGAAGGCAAAUCUCACAUGGUUCUCGUGUCCGACUUUCCUGGUGACCCUCACGGUGCCGUGGGUGUUGUCACUCUCGAAGAUGUCAUCGAAGAACUCAUUGGAGAAGAAAUCAUUGACGAAUCUGACGUUUUUGUCGACGUUCACAAAGCUAUCCGCCGUUUGCACCCAGCCCCACGCACCCGCGUUCCCAAGGGCGAGAUCGUUGCUGAUCCUAAUACGCGAAAACAAUCAACAAACGCUGUGGACGAUGAAACGGAAGGCGAGCAGCCCGGCGCGAAUGGCCUGAGAAAGCUUUCCCUCCAAGAACCCCAGACACAACCGAAACCCACCGCCUUCCACAUGCGACGCAGCCACAGUGGCGGCAAUGGCCAUCCUCAGGAACGGAGCAAGGUCAUGCUUCGAAGUGAUGACCCGGAUAUCAAACAACAUCUGAAGCAUUUGGGGCCCUCAAAUGUUGCUACUAGGCCCAAGAGCACGCGUAUCCCUACUGUCAAGAUCAAGCCCGGAAUUCCUAACACAAUCCCCGAAAACAAGCAGCCUCAACCUUCCGGUAGUACUUUGGCCACUCCUUCUCUGGCCCCCCAGGGAGGUGUUGGUGAAGGCCUUCUCGAAUCGGCAGGACGCGAAGCUAGUGAUGGUGUACACAGUGUAGCUGUGGGAUACGGUACCAUGGCAUCCGAUCGUCGGUUGUCAUGGAGGUCCAACAGUUCCAAGCCGAAGUUCGCAGAAGAAGAUGCACCCAGGUCACCAAAAUCCCCCGUCGCGGAUGAAAACACCAAAAUCGUCAUCGACAACCGCAAUGAGGACGAUCAGCCCAAGGAGAACGCUGAAGACUCUGGAAAACCCAUGCAACGAUCUAAAUCGGCCAGUACCAUUGCGUCUUUGCCUUCUAUUCACUCACGCUCUGACUCACCGCCGCGGAGACGACACACCGCACGCAGCGGUAGCAUCUCUGAGAAUGUGGUAGACGUCAACGGGGUUAGGAAGAUUGUGCUUGAGACGACAAGUUCAAGUGAUUCUGAAAGCAAAACCUUGUCUGCGAAUACUGACGGUGCUCAAGAUCGGUUAGCGAGCUCGGGAACGGAUGGCACGGAGGCACAUCCCAACACCGAAACCGGCGCGCAGGCGAGCAGCAAGAAGAAGCGUAAGAAGCGGAACAAGAAGAAGAAGGGCAGCAACGCUGGCACCAGCAGUGAGUCGCAGCCGCUGCUAGGCGGUGAGUAGAACAUGAAGACGUUGAAUCCUUGAUUGAUCUUGGGUCUUUUCUCCAGGUGAUAGCACGGCUGCUCUGUCCAUCGCCGCACCGCGUGUCGCAACUAUAUUCGGAUGGUUUCGCGGAGGUUCAUAGUUUUGGACUUUCAAGACAAAGCGUCAAGUGGUGGAUUUUCAUUGUACCAUAGAAAGCAUCAUCGGGUGUGAGUUGGUGGGCUGGUAUACGAUAUUAUUUAUCGGCAUACAGACACUAAUCUGCGUCGGCGUGUGGAAAAAGAGGGCGAAGUGUGUACGAAUUAUUUUUCUUCGUUUCCGUAUUUCCUUGGUCUUUCCCCUUUUUUCUUCAAUCUCUUUUUCCUUGUAUCUAUGAAUGGGACAGCAUGGCAGUAGUAGUAGUAGUUUCUAAAAGCAUCAUCAUCGCCAUCCCGACCAAAUGGAUCGGUUCUUUUCCCGGCAUCUGAAAAUUUGUUGUCCUUGGUCGUCGUCGCCCCUGAUAACUGAUAAUGUUUUGACAUUACGUUUCCUGCGGUUGAUUAGCAAGCGCAGCAGUAUGCCUACGAGGGUCGGAGGGACAGUCGAAGUAAUGUCUGCUCCUUCCCUUCCUCCCAUUUUGAUGGUUUUGUUGGAAGUUGGGGGAAUGUGAAUUGCUAAUUAAUAAACUCUACUUUGCCAAAUUACUUCUCUUUGAAUGGCUUCCUUCAGUUAGUUGUUCUGUGUAGGAGCAAGGUUUUUCCAUGUCAUUUUUGCUUCUUGGUAAAUGUUAGAGGGAAAUUUGUCUUUUUGGCUGUUGUGAACUACCAUGUAUAUCAGUGUCAAGAACAAGGUAAUCUGCGUGUACAUACUCGCUCCCUCUCUGAUGUUUUCUUAUCUUGUCACUUUGGACUGUGUGUAUGGGCAUAUGUGAGGGAAACGUACGUUUUCGUCAUUGCUUACAAGCAAAACCGAAAUUUGAUGUCCUGCAGCUACCAAUGUAUGGAUAGUGCGUGGGUCUUUUAUCAUAACCUCUCG